AGGGAUGCAGCCCAGAGGAUUUCAGCUCUCCCCAGAUCUGGAGUGGAAAUGCAAAGAGGAGUCUGGGUCUCUCAUGUCUACACUCCUAACACCCUCUUUUCCACUCCAGAUGGGCCCCUAGGCUGGGAGGAUUGAAGGAAGGAGGAGGAGGCAGUGAGAUGCAGAGGUGUCCUGAUGUUCUCCAGAACUUCCCGUCGCAGAGGUGGGAUGGGGAGUCCGCGGCUUCCCUGAACCACUGAAGCCAUCCCCUGAAGCCCCUGCAGCUUCUGAUGUAGAAGAGAAAGCACCCCAGCUUCUUCAAGGGGGUUUGUGCACUCUAGGAGGUGCCCGGAGCUGCCCUCCACGUCCACCCAGGUGGACCCUCCAAGAAGCAGGACAAGACACAGGCCUCUGGGCACGAGACCCAUUGUGGCAACAUAUAUCUUGAUCCUUCCUGUGCCAAAACCAGUGCUGGGAGUUGUUGAAACCCGGAUUCUGCCCAAGCCCUUCCCGGCUUGGCUGCUUUUCGUAGAUCCACUGAGUUGGUUUAAAGACCGAUCAUCUUCUCGGCUGCAGAAACUCAGCUCCGGGGCGUGGGGAGCCCCAAAUCCAUCGCCCUAAGAAGAGAGCAAGGAGAGGUCCAGCGCAGUCAGGCGUGAGCAGGGCUGUCAGAUCCUGACGAGGUCUCACCAGCAUCACCUGGGGGGUCUCUAAGUUUUCAGACAAGAAAGCGGGUGUAAACCAGAACGUCCUCGGCCCUCUGGAGUCUCCAGCCUCCCCCCCUGGAAUCCUGCUUUAGGGAUCAAAAAUACUGCUGGCUAUUUUUAAAGUGGUAACUUAGAGCUUCUGUUGGGCUCCCAGGGACGGAUCGGGUUGUCGUAAAGUUCAGCUGUUUUCGGCUCGCACCAAAGCCAGUCCCCCGGCGUUAGCAGACUCGGUUCCCUUUUUUUUUUCUCUCCUGUCUCCUUCCACCAAUGCUUCUAGCUGGCAGGUGAGACCGGGAAGUCAGGACCAGAGCAGCACAAAUGGCAGGGCUGAGGUUCACCAAGGUGAGCUGGUGAGAGGGGCAAGAAGAAACAGCAGGUGACUGCCCCGUCACUUGUUCUGGAUGGAUUGGAAUGGGGAAAUCGGCCCGUAGCAUGAGCCCAUGGUACCUGGGAAGCACCUGCUUCAUCCUUAGGGCACUUUUCCUCCUCCUCUUCUGCCGAUAUGUGUCAUCCCAGUGCAAGAUCCUGCGAUGCAACUCGGAGUACGUGGCUGCCACUCUCAACCUACGUGGCUCCAACAAGAACGCAGCCUACUGCAACGCCCUACGCUCCUACUCCCACUGCACUCGCAAGACGGCUCGCACCUGCCGGGGUGACCUGGCCUACCACUCCGCUGUCCAUGGCAUCGAGGACCUCAUGAUCCAAAACAACUGCUCCAAGGAAGGACCCACCUCGCCACCUCGGCCUCGCCUGCCAGCCCCCAACCACCAGGGUUUCGAGUCUCUGGAUAUCUGCAACUACGAGAAGAAUUUCUUCCACAAGAAUGGCCGGCCCCCAGCUUAUCAGCACUGUGCAGCAUUCGGGGACCCUCACAUCAGGACUUUCCAUGAUGACUUCCACACCUGCCGGGUAGAGGGCUCCUGGCCUCUCCUGGACAAUAACUACCUGUUUGUGCAGGCAACGAGCUAUCCAGUGGCCAAGGGGUCCAAUGCCACUGUUACUAGCAAGCUCACCAUCAUCUUUAAGAACAUGAAGGAGUGCAUUGACCAGAAGGUUUACCAGGCUGAGAUAGACAACCUGCCUGCAGCCUUCGAGGAUGGCUCGGUGAAUGGUGGUGAGAGGCCUGGAGGGAGCAGCCUGACCAUCCAGGAGCGACUGCCUGGCCAGCACGUAGAGAUCCGUGCCGUCUAUAUUGGCACCACCAUCGCCGUGCGCCAGGCAGGCCGGCAGCUCUCAUUCUCCAUCCGCACAGCGGAGCAGGUGGCACGCUCCUUCACAGAGGAGCAGGACCUGCAGCUCUGCGUCGGCGGCUGCCCGCCCAGCCAGCGCCUCUCCCGCAGCAAAUGUCGGCAUGGCAGUAUUGCUGUGGAGAUGGCACGAGUGCUGUGCAAGGAAAAGUUGCCGGUGGAGGACGUUUAUUUCCAGUCGUGCGUCUUUGACGUGGUGACCUCGGGGGACAUCAACUUCACCUUGGCUGCACAUGGUGCUUUGGAGGAUGCCAGGGUGUUCCAUCCAGAUGCUGAGAAACUGCACAUCUUCCAGACUGGGGCAGGCUGCCAUCACCUCUCCUUACCCUUCCUCAGCAUCACAUCUAGCCUCUUGGCUAUUCAGUUGCACUUUUAACUCCCUGUCCAGCAUUCACCCAGCCUACAUAUAACACAAGGGGCCUAUUCUUCCAUCUCAAUGCAAUUGCUAGAGCAUUGCUGAUCCACGAAUCUAUAGGUGCUCUAUAACAAACCGGUGGUGGGACAGACAUCAACCAGAAGGGAAUGGUGCCCCAGAAUCUGCCAUCCCUGAAGGGAUGUAUUCAGUUUAAGUGGGUGCUGGAUUGGUCAACGAUUCAGGUCUGUAGAAAUGGCAUCAGAGAGAAGGGUCGUGGGGGUACCAGUUUGUAUCUCCUCGUGUUGAGGUCUGAAUUAGUUGAGUCCUACUCCUCCCCUGAACAAUUCCCUGCCAGGAGUUCCGGUAUAUUUUAUUUUUUGAUGCAAGUGAGGAAAUCACUGUCAUGUGAAGGGAAAAAAAAAUACCUGCAGUGUCACUGUCAGGCUAAUUGCGAGGCAUUGCAAGAUAUCAGUCCUUUACUUGCCUUGUUGCUUUUUGUAGGAAAAGCAGCAAGAGGGUAACCAGAAUUACUUGAUCAAUGUAUGGGGUUUCUUGAACCACUGGAGCUAGAAGCAGAUGUUAUCUACUAUAUUUUCAUUUUGUGGAGCAGUGGGAUAGCAUACUAAGAUCUAGCGUUUUCUUAUGUUGCUAUAUUUUUCCGACUUAGACAGCAGUCUUGGACUGAAUAUUGCAAGUCCCAGACUUUGGACCAGCAUUGAGUUUCAGUUAGACAGUGUAGAGAAAAGUCACCUAAUGUUGGGGCGCAAACUGCUCAUUGUCUUGUCCCUGUCCACCCCAUGAAAGCUCAACCAUGAACACUAGAAUGACUUGAGGAGUCAGAUUAGUGAUGUCCCGAACCGUAGAAGCUGUGAUGGCCAAGAAUGAGCGGAUUCUUUCAGUGAGAAGGUAAAAUGUUAAGGAAUGUACAUAAAUAUUGCUGUGAAGCUGAAGUUAAAUGUUUAAUAUAUUUAAGAGGUUUAAAGAGAUGUGGCUAGAGUUCUGUUUGUUAACACAUAUUUUCCAUAUAUUUUUUAUAAAGAGGGCUUGUCUAUUGAAAAAAUUGCAAUUUUUUGUCUUACUGAGCUAUUGAGAUUAUCCUACAAAGACAGGAUUUGUAGAAGAUACCUAAGCCAGCAGUCAUUCAAGAUGUGUAGGAAGAUUUGGUUAUCCUGUUCAGUGAAAGAGAGUGAAAGUGCGUCUGGGGUUUUAUCAAAGAGCAAAAACAAGUUUCAUUUUACAUGAUUCAUGUUUCAAGCCACGUUAAGUUUGUUUGAACCACAGUAAAAGGUAUAGUAUGAAAGAGUUUUGAUAAUCCAUCAGCAUAUCACCCCCUCCACAUACACACAUGCACACUGUAUAGUGUCCUUUAUAUGACAGUUUCUCUGUUUCUUGUAUGUUGGCAUUGUUAAUCCACAAGUGUUUAAUAUUAAAGGUGUCUAUUUUUGAAGUCCUCA
Molecule: messenger RNA, 3742 nt
Organism: Alligator sinensis (Chinese alligator)
Lineage: Eukaryota; Metazoa; Chordata; Crocodylia; Alligatoridae
Gene: HJV
Product: hemojuvelin BMP co-receptor
Exons: 4
Coding region: 1098-2309 (403 amino acids)
Biological process (GO): BMP signaling pathway
Cellular component (GO): plasma membrane
Molecular function (GO): coreceptor activity
Source: RefSeq, a predicted model, not a curated record